Messenger RNA from Pseudovirgaria hyperparasitica, 3525 nucleotides. Its product is annotated as DUF663-domain-containing protein. Gene Ontology annotation, biological process: endonucleolytic cleavage of tricistronic rRNA transcript (SSU-rRNA, 5.8S rRNA, LSU-rRNA); maturation of SSU-rRNA from tricistronic rRNA transcript (SSU-rRNA, 5.8S rRNA, LSU-rRNA); ribosome biogenesis. NCBI's taxonomy places the organism in Eukaryota, Fungi, Ascomycota, Dothideomycetes, Acrospermales, Acrospermaceae. The transcript has 4 exons. Gene Ontology annotation, molecular function: GTPase activity; ATP hydrolysis activity; GTP binding. Bases 1 to 3525 code for a protein of 1174 amino acids. The record is from RefSeq and is a predicted model, not a curated record. Gene Ontology annotation, cellular component: nucleus; 90S preribosome.
AUGUCGGAGCAAGUCAAUCGGGCGCACCGAAAGACCAAAGACAAGAAGGCAUCUACGUCUGAGCGCAAUCCAAAAGCUUUCGCCGUUACGAACCCGCGCAAGCUUCAGCGUCAAGCUGCACGCUCUCACGAUGUCAAAGAGAAGAAACUACAUGUUCCCUUGGUGGACCGUCUACCUGAAGAGGCACCACCCACAGUCGUUGCGAUCGUGGGACCACCAGGAGUUGGAAAAACUACGCUUAUAAAAUCUCUCGUUCGUCGAUACACGAAGCAAACCCUCUCUGCGCCCACUGGUCCCCUUACUGUCGUCACUUCGAAGCGCCGACGGCUGACCUUCAUAGAAUGCCCAGCCGAAUCUCUGGCAAGCAUGAUGGACAUUGCAAAGAUAGUAGAUUAUGUUCUGCUCAUGAUAGAUGGGAACUAUGGCUUUGAGAUGGAGACUAUGGAGUUUUUGAACAUCCUGCCUGCGACAGGAAUGCCUAGCAAUGUCUUCGGCAUCCUGACCCACUUGGAUCUAUUCAAAAAGCAAGAAACGCUAAAGGCUCAGAAAAAAAGGCUCAAACAUCGCUUUUGGAGCGAACUCUACCAGGGCGCGAAACUAUUUUACUUAUCAGGUGUAGUCAAUGGCCGUUACCCUGAUCGCGAAAUCCUGAAUCUUUCGCGAUUCCUAUCUGUAAUGAAGAACCCUCGACCGUUAGUAUGGCGUAACUCGCAUCCAUAUUCUCUUGUAGAUCGGUUCCUUGAUAUGACACCGCCUACCCGAAUCGAAGAAAACCCCAAAUGCGACCGCACUGUCGCUCUAUACGGCUACCUUCGCGGUACGAACUUCCCUGCUGAGGGUGCAAGAGUACAUAUACCAGGCAUGGGAGAUCAGAAAGUCUCCAUGAUCGAGGCGCUCCCGGAUCCGUGUCCAACUCCCUAUAUGGACCAAGCUGUCGCCAAAGUAACAGGCAAGAAGGGCAGAAGAAGACUGGGAGAUAAACAGAAAAUCAUUUUUGCUCCUAUGUCUGAUGUCGGGGGUGUUCUUGUCGAUAAAGAUGCAGUAUAUAUCGAUGUCAAGACUUCAACGUUCGACAGGGACGAUGAUGAGGACGAGGACGGAAAAGAACGUGGUUUAGGCGAAAAACUCAUGAUUGGCUUGCAGGGAGGGAGGAGACUUCUUGGACAAGCGGAUUCAGGCAUGCGUCUAUAUUCAGGAGGCACUACAAUUGUGGAUGGUGACCUUGAUGAUGACAUUGGAAACAUGGGAAGGAAAGCAAAGCGAGUCGCGAAUAUGGUUGCGAAAGAUAUAGAUGAGCCAGAUGAGGACGAGGGCUUCGAGAGUGGAGAGGACGAAGACGAGGACGAAGCAGACUUGAUGGGUGCAUCCGACGAAGACGACGAUGGCCACAUUAAAGGCGUUGAGACCGAGGACGAUCAUUUUAAGCACAAGACACUAUCAAAGCGCAGUGGCGAUAGUUCUACCGACGACAUCGCAUUCGCUGAUAGCGAUUCUGAUCUAGGUUCACUAUCUUCUGAGGACGAGCAGGAGUUUGAUCAUGAGAAUUUGAGCGACGGGGAAUCCGAAUCAGACGAUGAAGAUGGUGGCGCUGUAAAAUGGAAGAACAAUCUUAGUGGAAACGCAGAGCGGUUACACGGAAAGAAAAGACCCUAUCAAACAAAGGAGCUUAUGCGAUUAAUGUACGAUGAGUCAAUAUCCCUCAGCGAGGUUUUGAGAAGAUGGGCUGGAGCAACGGAAGUCAACGGGGAGGGUAGCAAUGAUCCAGAUGAUGACUUCUUCAAAAGAGCAAAGCAUGGAUUGACCGAAGAAACUGAAGAUAGGAUGAUACCCGCCUAUGAUUAUGAGAUGUUAGAGGGUAAAUGGGCGGAUGAGGAUAGUAUCGAAGCGUUGCGUCAACGCUUUACGACAGCCAGUCUGAUUAACAGUCGCGCGGAUGAUAAUGGCGAGGACGACUCGGCGUUCGGUGGCGAAGACGAGGGUGAUGGUGAAUUCGAAGAUCUCGAAACUGGGCAGAAAUUUGGAGGAGGCGAGACUGCGAACGAGCAAGAUGCCUCAAAGGCUAUAGAAGAAGAACGAGAGCGUAAUGCCCGCAAGAAGGAGGAGCUCAAGCUGCGGUUCGAGGAGGAAGAUCGAGAAGGCUUCGGAAAAGACAAGACAAACGAAGGAGCAGCGGUCAAUGGUGAUGAGGAACAAUUCGGUGAGGACGAGUGGUACGAAGCACAAAAAGCAGCCAUGCGGAAGCAGCUCGAUAUAAAUGACGCCGAGGUUAGCCAAAUGGACGGGUUGUCAAGAGCACGAUUCGAAGGGUACAAAGCUGGGACAUACGCACGAAUAGUACUGGAGGAUGUGCCAUACGAGUUUUGCGCCAACUUUAACCCUCGAUUUCCAAUCAUCAUUGGCGGACUUACACCAACAGAGGAACGCUUUGGGUUCGUUCAAAUCCGCAUCAAACGCCAUCGCUGGCAUAAGAAGAUUUUGAAGACAAAUGAUCCUCUGAUCUUCUCUCUUGGCUGGCGUCGAUUCCAAACUAUGCCAGUCUAUAGCAUAUCAGAUUCACGCACCCGGAAUCGCAUGCUAAAAUACACACCAGAACACAUGCAUUGCUUUGGUACAUUCUACGGGCCCCUUAUUGCACCGAACACUGGGUUCUGCUGUGUUCAGUCUUUCUCAAACACGAAUCCUGGCUUCCGGAUAGCGGCAACUGGUGUAGUUCUCAACGUGGACGAGAGUACGGAAAUUGUCAAGAAACUCAAGCUAACCGGACAUCCUUAUAAAAUUUUUAAGAAUACCGCCUUUGUGAAGGACAUGUUCAGCACUUCACUUGAGAUUGCCAAGUUUGAGGGUGCCAGCAUCAGGACAGUAUCAGGCAUCCGUGGUCAGAUUAAGAAAGCCUUGAGCAAGCCGGAGGGAAACUUUCGUGCGACAUUUGAGGACAAAGUCUUGAUGAGCGACAUCGUUUUCUUACGAGCAUGGUAUCCCAUCAAGCCGCAUCGAUUUUACAAUGUUGUGACCGAAUUACUUGACCGAUCGACUCUUACAGCAGCUGGUGAGAACAUGGGAUGGAAAGGUAUGCGGCUCACAGGAGAAGUCCGUAAAGACAUCGGAAUGCCGACACCGCAGGACAAGAAUUCUGCAUAUAGACCUGUCGAGCGCCAAGACCGACACUUCAAUCCCAUUCGAGUGCCACGCAAGUUACAGGCUGAUCUACCGUACAAGUCACAGAUCGUCCAGCUCAAGCCGCAACGGAAGCAGACAUAUAUGCAAAAACGAGCCGUCUUGCCAGGCAAAGACGAACGUAAAGCAAUGGUUCUGAUGCAACAAUUGCAAACGCUCAGGAACGACAAGCUUGAGAAGCGACGUAAGAAGCAGGAAGAACGCAAAGAGCCAUAUCGGAAAAAAGUGGCAGAGAACCAGGAGAAGAGGAGUGAACGAGAAAAGAAGGAGAAGGAGGAGUACUGGCGAAGAGAAGGAAAGAAGAGGAAGAACCAAGACAGCACCUCUGGUGGAGGAAAGCGGCGAAAGUAG